This is a messenger RNA of Cynoglossus semilaevis (tongue sole), 1089 nucleotides long. It is a transcript of the gene nppcl, whose product is annotated as natriuretic peptide C-like. Gene Ontology annotation, biological process: receptor guanylyl cyclase signaling pathway; cGMP biosynthetic process. The record is from RefSeq and is a predicted model, not a curated record. Gene Ontology annotation, cellular component: extracellular region. The coding region runs from base 276 to 671 and encodes 131 amino acids. Lineage: Eukaryota; Metazoa; Chordata; Actinopteri; Pleuronectiformes; Cynoglossidae. Gene Ontology annotation, molecular function: hormone activity. The transcript is spliced from 3 exons.
CGCAGCUUUUCUGCUGAUGCCUCAACAUCCAUCCAGCUUUGAGAAGAGGAGAGAGAUCGUCCCCUCGCCUCCGUCACUGAGCGAGGAGUGGGAGGAGUCAGGGGGAGAGAUAGUGAUGCUCCAGGCAGGUGCCACCAAGUGAGAGGACGAGCUCCGAGCCCAAAAGAGUGUGAGAUGGAGCAGAUUCUGUAGAAGGCUGAAGACCCUCCGAGUCCGACCUCAGCUGCUGUGUUUCCAGAUUCUCCUGCUGCUCCUCCGUCUCCUCCUCCGCUGCCAUGCUGUGUCCUGUGCUGCUCUGCGCCGCUCUCUUCCUCCUCAAACCUCUGGACGUCUCUGAGGCGCGCGCUCUGCAUCCCUCCACUGAUGCUGUGCAGUUCAUGGAGCAGUUCCUGGACCGCUACAACGACCUUUCAACGCUGGGCGACCUGGAGAACCUGCUGAGCAGCCAACCUGAGGAGCAGUCCACCCUCUCCUCGGGGGUCAAGGGGGCAGAGUUUCCCAAAUGGGCCGAUCCACAGUCGCCGCCCGAGAGCCCCUGGCUGCGUCUGCUCAAAGGCGCCCUGGCAAAUCAGAAGCGCGCCGAACCCGACCGCUCACGGAGGGGCUGGAACAGAGGGUGCUUCGGCCUGAAACUGGACCGGAUCGGGUCCAUGAGUGGACUUGGCUGUUAGUGGUGAAAACAGAGGGGUGCGGUCCUGAGAGGUGACAUCUGUGUUAGAUCAUAUUAGGUGAAGAGUUCUCACCCGUCUGUAGGGAACGUGUAGUUUGUCGUGAACACGCAGACGCCGCCGCUCAUGUGCUUUUUCACCCGAAACCACUAAAAACACACGCCAUCAUUUAGCAGAGCCGCUGUAGCGUCAGUUAGCUGUACCAUGUGACCUGUGCUCGUUCAACGUUAGCGUUGUUGUUACAUGUUUUUGUUUUGUUUUUAAGUAUUUGUACUUGAUGUAUUUUUAGACGUGUAGGUCUGGUCUACAUCAGGUGGAGUGGACUGCAGUCCAGUUGGGAUGUGGCCCAGUUUUUUUCUGCUCAUUGUUUAUUUUUUUUAUAUAUCUAUAAUUUGCAUGAAUAAAUGGAUUUGUCAUUUGC